Molecule: messenger RNA, 6444 nt
Organism: Cavia porcellus (domestic guinea pig)
Lineage: Eukaryota; Metazoa; Chordata; Mammalia; Rodentia; Caviidae
Gene: Man2a2
Product: mannosidase alpha class 2A member 2
Exons: 24
Coding region: 504-4031 (1175 amino acids)
Biological process (GO): mannose metabolic process; protein deglycosylation; N-glycan processing
Cellular component (GO): Golgi membrane
Molecular function (GO): carbohydrate binding; alpha-mannosidase activity
Source: RefSeq, a predicted model, not a curated record
GCCGGGCCGGGCCUGGCCGGGCCGGGGGCGCGGGAGCGGAGGCGGCGGCGGGGCGGGGCGGGGCGCGGCGGGCUGUGCCUGUCCCUGUCCCCGCGCGGUCCCCGCCCCGCGCGCUGCUGCGGACGCGCGGUGCGGGCCGGGCCGCGAUGUGAGGCCCGGGCGGCGCCACGGUACUGGGGACGGUGGUCACAGAGCCAGGCAGGUGCCGCCCCACCAGCCCCCGCCUGGACCCGGCCGCGAGAGCUAAAAAUACUUCUCGGAAGCUGCGGAGCGGAAUCUGAUAGCGCAAAGUAGGGCAGGACGCGGAGGCGGCGGCGGAGCGGCCGCAGGCCUCGCCCCGGCUGGUGGACCCCGGUCGCUGCCGGUCGCGGCUCAAAGUUUUGCACUGCAGCAAUCAGUGCUCAGGGGAGAACUAGGCCUGGCUGUGUGGCGGAAUCCGAGCUUGUCUUUUCUUUUUCCGCUACCGCCGGGACCUCGCAUGCUAGGUGCACUCAGAGGCCAGCAUGAAACUGAAGAAGCAGGUGACCGUGUGUGGGGCUGCCAUCUUCUGUGUGGCUGUCUUCUCCCUUUACCUUAUGCUGGACCGAGUGCAGCAUGAUCCUGCCCGACACCAGAGUGGUGGGAACUUCCCCCGGAGCCAAAUUUCUGUGCUGCAGAACCGCAUUGAGCAACUGGAGCAGCUGCUGGAGGAGAACCAUGAGAUCAUCAGCCACAUCAAGGAUUCGGUGCUAGAGCUGACAGCCAAUGCGGACAGCCUACCCGCCCUGCUCCCCUACCACACAGCCAAUGGCUCCUGGGUGGUGCCCCCAGAACCCAGGCCUAGCUUCUUUUCCGUGUCCCCCCAGGACUGCCAGUUUGCUUUGGGAGGCCGGGGCCAGAAGCCAGAGCUUCUGAUGCUGACAGUGUCGGAGGAGUUGCCCUUCGACAACGUGGAGGGUGGUGUGUGGAGACAGGGCUUUGACAUCUCCUACAGCCCACAUGACUGGGACGCCGAGGACCUGCAGGUGUUCGUGGUGCCACACUCUCACAAUGACCCAGGCUGGAUCAAGACCUUCGACAAGUACUACACAGAGCAGACACAGCACAUCCUCAACAGCAUGGUGAUCAAGCUCCAGGAGGACUCCCGCUGGCGCUUCCUCUGGGCAGAAGUCUCCUUCUUUGCCAAGUGGUGGGACAACAUCAGUGCCCAAAAGAAGGCGGCAGUCCGAAGGCUGGUGGGAAAUGGGCAGCUGGAGAUCGCAACGGGAGGCUGGGUGAUGCCAGAUGAGGCCAACUCCCACUACUUCGCGCUGAUUGACCAGCUCAUUGAGGGACACCAGUGGCUGGAGAGAAACCUCGGUGUGACUCCACGCUCUGGCUGGGCAGUGGACCCCUUUGGACACAGCUCCACCAUGCCGUACCUGCUGCGCCGUGCCAACCUGACCAGCAUGCUGAUUCAGAGGGUGCACUAUGCCAUCAAGAAGCACUUUGCUGCCACCCAUAGCCUGGAGUUCAUGUGGAGGCAAACAUGGGACUCAGACUCCAGCACAGACAUCUUCUGCCACAUGAUGCCCUUCUACAGCUAUGAUGUCCCCCAUACCUGUGGCCCUGACCCCAAAAUCUGCUGCCAGUUUGAUUUCAAACGGCUGCCUGGUGGGCGCAUCAACUGCCCUUGGAAGGUGCCACCCCGGGCCAUCACAGAGGCCAACGUGGCAGAGAGGGCGGCCCUGCUUCUGGACCAGUACCGGAAGAAAUCUCGGCUGUUUCGCAGCAAUGUCCUGCUGGUGCCACUGGGCGAUGACUUCCGAUAUGACAAACCUCAGGAGUGGGAUGCCCAGUUCUUCAGCUACCAGCGGAUAUUCGACUUCCUCAACAGCAAGCCUGACCUCCAUGUGCAGGCCCAGUUUGGCACCCUGUCAGACUAUUUUGAUGCUCUGUACAAGAGGACAGGGGUGGAGCCGGGGGCCCGGCCCCCAGGGUUUCCAGUGCUGAGUGGGGAUUUCUUCUCCUACGCGGACCGUGAGGACCACUACUGGACAGGGUACUACACCUCCCGGCCGUUCUACAAGAGCUUGGAUCGAGUCCUGGAAGUCCAUCUGCGUGGGGCAGAGAUGCUGUACAGCUUGGCGGUGGCACACGCCCGUCACUCCGGCCUGGCUGCCCGGUACCCACUGUCCGACUUCACUCUCCUGACGGAGGCCCGACGCACUCUGGGGCUCUUCCAGCACCACGAUGCCAUCACCGGCACUGCCAAGGAGGUCGUAGUGAUGGACUACGGGGUCAGGCUUCUGCGCUCUCUUGUCAGCUUGAAGCAGGUCAUCAUCAAUGCGGCCCACUACCUAGUGCUCAGGGACAAGGGGACCUACCACUUUGAGCCUGGGACACCCUUCCUCCAAGUGGAUGACACCCGCUCCAGUCAUGAUGCCCUGCCGGAACGCACAGUGAUCCAGCUGGAUGCCUCGCCAAGGUUUGUGGUGAUCUUCAACCCACUGGAGCAGGAGCGGCUCAGUGUGGUGUCCCUGCUGGUCAGUUCGCCCCUUGUGCGUGUCCUGUCGGAGGAUGGCCAGCCCCUGGCCGUGCAGAUCAGUGCCCACUGGAGCUCAGCCACCACCAUGGUCCCCAAUGUCUACCAGGUGUCUGUGCCUCUCCGCCUGCCUGCCCUGGGCCUGAGUGUGCUGCAGGUGCAGCAGGGCCUGGACACACACCGCACACUCUCCUCCUCCGUGCGCAUCUACCUGCAUGGACAGAGGCUGUCGGUCAGCAGACAUGAAGCCUUCCCCAUUCGUCUCAUCGACUCGGGUGGCAGUGAUUUUGUCCUCAGUAACCGCUACAUGCAGGUCUGGUUCUCAGGCCUUACCGGGCUCCUCAAGAGCGUCCAAAGGAUGGACGAGGACCAGGAACAGCGAAUAGACAUGGAGCUCCUCGUCUAUGGCACGCGCGCGUCCAAAGACAAGAGCGGUGCCUACCUCUUCCUGCCUGAUGACCAGGCCAAGCCCUACGUCCCGAAGAACCCACCCGUGCUGCGUGUCACUGAGGGCCCUUUCUUCUCAGAGGUGGUCGCCUGCUACGAGCACGUUCAUCAGGUGGUCCGACUGUACAACCUGGAAGGAGUGGAGGGGCUGUCUCUGGACGUGUCAUUCCUGGUGGACAUCCGGGACUAUGUCAACAAGGAGCUGGCCCUGCGCAUCCACACAGACAUUGACAGCCAGGGCACUUUCUUCACAGACCUCAAUGGCUUUCAGGUGCAGCGCCGGCGGUAUCUGAAGAAGCUGCCCCUGCAGGCCAACUUCUACCCCAUGCCGGUCAUGGCCUACAUCCAGGAUGCACAGAGGCGCCUCACGCUGCACACGGCCCAAGCCUUGGGUGUCUCCAGCCUCAGCAAGGGUCAGCUGGAGGUGAUCUUGGACAGGCGGCUGAUGCAGGAUGAUAACCGGGGCCUGGGCCAAGGGCUGAAGGACAACAAGAGAACCUGGAACCGUUUCCGUCUCCUGCUUGAACGGCGAACCACGGGCAGUGAGCCUGGCUUUUUCUCCAAACUGGCAGCCUUGUUUAGGGGCUUGAUCUUUCCCAGCAGCAAGAGCGGUGACCAAAAGGCCCAGGACAGCCACUCCACCAGCUACCCAUCCCUCCUUAGCCACCUGACCUCCAUGCACCUGAAUGCCCCGGUGUUCACCCUGCCUGUCGCCAAGACGCUGUUCCCAGGCCCCAGUCUGCAAACCUUUCAUCCUCUGGCGUCCUCACUGCCCUGUGACUUCCACCUGCUCAACCUCCGCACGCUCCAGGCUGAGGAGGAUAACUUGCUCUCGGCAGAUGCAGCGCUCAUUUUACACCGCAAGGGUUUUGACUGUGGUCUCGAGGCCAAGAACUUGGGGUUCAACUGCACCACAAGCCAAGGCAAGGUAGCCCUGGGAAGCCUUUUCCAUGGCCUGGAUGUGGUGUUCCUGCAGCCGACCUCCUUGACCCUGCUCUACCCGCUGGCCUCACCCUCCAACAGCACGGACCUCUAUCUGGAGCCCAUGGAGAUUGCCACCUUUCGCCUCCGUUUGGGCUAGGGCUUCUUGUGGCCUGAAGACAAGUUCGUCCAUGGAGACUGCCACCCCGGUAUCCCAUUCUGAUCUGCCUCUUGAAACUGUGACAGACUGGGCUCUGCCCUCGCUUUCUGUUCUUUGUUGCUUCUGUGUUUGAGGCAACCCGCACACCCAGCCGUUGGCAGGCAGGGCAGACACGGCGAGGUGUUGUGGAGACGAGGGCCUUGGUCAGGGUGGCUCUGCCUCAGGUCUGCUGCAGCUGUGUGUGGCUGAGCCCCAGCCCAGGCCCCCGCCCCUUUCCCAGGAUGGGAUGUAGGAGGGGAGGUGCAGGGCAGGUGGAGGCUAAGCGGGUAGUGAUCGGCCUAGGUAAUUAUUGGCAAGGGCUGGUCUAGGGGUAGUGAGGCCACCUGUCUUGGUGUGAGGAGCAAGAUGAGAGUGGUUCUGGCGGGAGACAGGGCACUCGUGGUUGACAGUGGGGUUGAGGAGAAGGAAUCCCUGUUUCUCCUAAGAGCCUGAGGGCCUCACUGCUUUCUGUGCAUCUCUGUUGGCAACACUACUGAGCCUGCGUGCCCUGGCUUUCAGGGUGACCAGAAGGACUUGCUAGGCACAUGAACAGAGGUCUUAGGACACUUCAGGUACUAAAACCCUACCUCAGAGUGGCACUGAAUCUGUGUGUUGAUUUGUGGGGUAGGGUAGUGACAGGGACAUGGGAUGAGGGUUUUCUCCCUACUCUGACCCCUCUUUUUCCCUUUAAUUCAUCUUCUAUCCCCAAGAGCUCUUUCUUGUCUGGGGUUUUGGCCCUAAAAUGUUUCCUUUCCUAGGAAAGGAAUCAAGCCUCUCAGACCCCACAGGCCUAGGCAUCUUGGAACGGCCUCUGGCACCUUGCCUGAUGGGCAGCCCUUGGGGCUUUGUCUCAGGCCCAUCCUUGGGCAAAAGUUUUCCAUUCCUGGCAUGGACAAAGGAUCUGGAGGCUGAAUUAGGAGGCAGUAGGGCUGCUCAUGUUUCUUUAUUUUAGCUUCGAUCAAUAGAGAAGAAUUUAUGAGUCUCUUCAGAUGCUGAAAAGAUAUUUGGUACCAUUUAUAAUCUAUUCCUUAUUUAAACUCUUGGUAAGACUAAGAAGAAACAUCCUAACCUAGUACAGAAUGAGUGAGACACCACGGUGUCCCGGGAGAAUCAGGAACCAUUCAGGGGUGUGCUGUUAUGUUCUGGUGUGAAGGCAACACCCACCCCUGCAGUGAGGCAGGUGAGGGGCGAGGGGAGAAUUCCCUUCCAUUAUUUGUAAACAAUAAAGCUGCCUACUGGUAAAAUCUAAGAGAAUCAAGAAGACCUACUAAGAGCUUUCCGUAAGUUCAUGCACUGCUACACGUUCCUGUAAAGAUCUUGGUUCUUCUGACUUCAGCCCAUAAAUUCAAUAUAAUUUCGGCAAGAUGAGAUUCAACUGGUUCUGAAGUUCAUUGGGAAGAGUAAAGGUGGGGGAAACCAAGAGAGUUCUGAGCGGCAACGGAAGGGGUUUGGAGUGGUGCUGAGUGGGUCGAGGCACGUGUCCUAGCAGGUUUCCCAAAGGACUUUCCUGCAAGCAAGGAUUCACUCUGUGACAGACUGUGUAUCAGACAGACCAAAGGGCCGACAUGGAGGGAAGUCCAGGAAAAGAUCCUGGAACAGAAGAAUUUUGUAUAUGAUAAAAAGGAUUUUAAAUGGAGAAAAAGUGGAUUAUUUAAUAAAUAGUACUUUGAGGCAACUAGCUAUUAGAGUUAGAACUCUACCUCAGUUUCCACAAAAAUUAGUUCUCGAGGGAAAAAAAUAAAAUGACAAGAUUGCUCCAGAAAAAAUAUUUUUAUACCUGUAAUGUGGGAAAGUCUUUUCUAAACAUGAAACCUAAGAGAUAUAAGGGAAACGAUAAAAGAUUUUACUACAAAAAAAAAAUACUGAAAACGUUUCAUGCUGUGGGAAGCAUCAAGGUUAGAAAACAGAUGCCAGACAUGGGCAGAAACAUUUCCAGCAUAGAGAAAGUAAGUACCAUUUAGGAGAAGAGCUUGCUGCAGCAUGUCAGGGUCACUAGGGCCUUCCAGGUGGCCAGUGAAGACAGGACAGUAACACAGCUGAGUUCCUGCAGAUCUUACAGAGUCUUUGAAGCCCCAGGAGCUGGAGUCCGCCUGUCUCACAGUGGAGGGAGUAAGGCGGUCAGCCAUAAGUGCUGCGUGUAAGGCCUGGGCCAUAGAAGAGCGACAGAAAUUAAGGCUAUGGCUGGGGACACAGCUCGGUGGCACAAGCGCCUGGCAAGUGCAAGGUCCCGAGUUUGAUUCCCGUACUUAAAAAAAGAAGAAAAAUAUGGUAAAGGAUGCUAAGUAAUCAGAGGAAAUGUUAUUGUAAUCAAAUGAUAGAUGAGAAUGUGUGAACUCUUAAAUUAGCAGAAUAAAGAAUAUUAUCUUUGAAGGUC